AUGGAUCACUGGGGCGACCCUUGGGCCGACAACCAUGCCGACGGCAAGUCUCCGACAAAGGACGAGGUAACCUCGCCCUUACCUCCGACGCACGCUCCUGCGCCAGUGCUUCUGAAUGGCUUUUUAGACGACGCGGGAUGGGGCAAUGAGGACGACGGGUUUGGUGAAUGGGCAACAUCAUCAUCGGGAAACAAUGAGACUGCCACGAACGCGACAAACGCGCCGCCAACGAAUCCAAGUGACACGGACGAUGCGCAAUGGGCCACAGAUCAACAAAGCAAGCUACCAACACCAAUUGGUACAGACGAUUGGUCUGGUGCUGCUCAAGACGAUGCAGACGAUCUAGACAAUGUACUCUCCGAGACGUCGGACGCGUCCACUACGAUCCAACCUCCCGAUACUCCCGCAGAGAUCGAAGCCGACGCUUCUGAAUCUUUACAGCCCGACGACAGCUCUUCCGCGCGUCCUUCCACGUCUCCAUCCGAAACCAGCCGCGUUAGUGUGCCGGUGGAAUCCCCUCGGACAUCGAUUGAGGACGAUCGCGGGGCUGGCAAGGUUCCUACAGUGGAGCAUAUCGUAGAAGCUGAUGGUGUUGUAGAGAUCAAGAAAGAAACAAGGGAAAUAAAUAGCGUGGCUAUAGAUACGAAUAGUGAACGCGUCGACGAUGGAUCUCGAAACCUCUCGGAAGAUAUGUCUUCGACGGAGGACAUUCCAUGCCAGGUGGAAAUUACGCGCUCCAUUGACAGCACAGCCACCGAGAGUUCGGAAGAUUCCAGGAUCGAAAGCGAUGAAACAAUAAAGGCGUCUCCGCACACUACUUCCGUUGGCGCCGUCAGCAGCUAUAACUUUACUCUGGACUUAGCUCUCCUAGACCAACUGCUCCCAUCUCCAGAGGUGACGAAGGAACUAGAGGAGGCGCCAGAUGAUCCGAUCUAUUCCACCACAGGACGAAAAGCGUGGUAUAGACUCACGCGUCGACAGACUUUGAGGGCUUUUAACAAUGGCGCUGGCGAUGACAAUCACAUCCGUGUUACGUGGGCAAAUUCCAAUAUCAGGGCAGAAGUCAAUAAGAUUGUAGGAAGAUGGGCACGCGAAGAUCGCAUUUCUGGAACUGGUCCAGGUGCGAGGGCGUCGUUUUAUUGGGAUACGUCUGCACCACUAGAUUUGAAGACGUCGAGUAGUCACUCCCGCACAAAAUCAUCCAUGCCUCCAACGCGUGCUGCUCCGCCAGUUCGGCAAAGCCUCCCGCCUUUGCCGACAAUUACCCCUGCGGCGUUCAACUGGAGCUCCCCAGCGUCUGCCGACCCUUGGAAACAGGAUAGUCCAGGGCUAGGAUCGAUGUCUUCGCCGAUAGCACUAGAGCAUUUCGCUGUUAACGGGCAAACAAAUGAGGCGCCUGCGUUAUCGAUGGAGCCUACAUCACAGAGCCCAAAUCACACAAUACAGGAACCAACAUCGACACCCAUCGCUGAAGCACCCACUGUUACAAACUUGUUAUCACCGCCCAUUCCUAGCAUGCCUGCAAUUUCGCCAGAUACAUGGGGAAACCUUAGCAGUCUGGACAACAACACUUCGAUAGAGGCAGAUCAAGUGAGCGAGGCGGUUGACGACGACGACGAUUGGGGUGAGAUGGUCACGGGCUCGACCGCGUCCACUCCUACUGCAACUGAGACAAUAUCGCAAUUACCAUUGAAGGACACUACACUUCCUAUGCCAGCAUCAACGUUAAGCUCAGUAAAGGUCGCUCCAGCUCAGAACACAUCAGCCGAUACGAUGCACGCUUUACCUAUAGUCCGCCUUAAAAGUAUGAUAUCACCGUCUUCUGCCCUCUUCGGGGCAAAGAGCUAUGUCCCGCGUGGUGUCGAGCAAGGGCCUAUUGGACCUAGUAUUCUGAAGCCUGUCAAUAGGGCUGUUUCCGCAUCGCCUGAGACGAGCAAGAAGGAGGUUCACUCGUGGUCAGGGACGGCCACUACUGUCAAUAACAAGGAGGGAGAGGAAAACUCGCAGCUCGAUGGGUCAAGUGGCGCUCAUGCACAAAAGGCUACUACUAGCCACGAGCCCGUAGCUAGUCACUCCGAAGUCGUCGACGAUUUCUCGGCGUUUGCAUCCAGUACCAUUCCGGAACCUGACAGGCCCUCCACUCCAUCUCCGCCAGCCACUGCAUCAGUCCAACUAAGCGCGGAUUCCUGGGCCGAUGCAGAUUUUUCGUUCUUUGAAUCUCCUCUACCUCCUACAAUUCUUGCUCCGUCUCAUACCAAGCACGACCCUUCAGAUCCGUUCUCCGUGUUUGACAUUACUCCCAGUUCAGCAAGUGCCAUGUCUUUGGCAAACCCGGGUCAACGUUCGCCACCACGGGACCUGACGCCUCCGCCUAGCCAGCCGCUCUCGGGAGUUACGAAAUUUGCGCAGCGGCAAAAGGCAGAAGAAGAUGAUAUCAUUAAGAGUAUCCUAGACGGGCUACCUGAUUUGAAUUACAUGCUGCGAUAA
Cucurbitaria berberidis CBS 394.84 is the source of this 2487-nucleotide messenger RNA. RefSeq lists its product as uncharacterized. Bases 1 to 2487 code for a protein of 828 amino acids. The transcript has a single exon. Lineage: Eukaryota; Fungi; Ascomycota; Dothideomycetes; Pleosporales; Cucurbitariaceae. The record is from RefSeq and is a predicted model, not a curated record.